Messenger RNA from Molossus molossus (Pallas's mastiff bat), 549 nucleotides. It is a transcript of the gene POLR2F, whose product is annotated as RNA polymerase II, I and III subunit F. Gene Ontology annotation, cellular component: RNA polymerase I complex; nucleus; RNA polymerase II, core complex. NCBI's taxonomy places the organism in Eukaryota, Metazoa, Chordata, Mammalia, Chiroptera, Molossidae. The record is from RefSeq and is a predicted model, not a curated record. Gene Ontology annotation, biological process: DNA-templated transcription. Gene Ontology annotation, molecular function: DNA binding; DNA-directed RNA polymerase activity. The transcript has 5 exons. Bases 85 to 468 code for a protein of 127 amino acids.
UGGUGCUGCGCGAGGCGGCGCGUUUGUUCGCGGGUCUGCGCCGGGGUCUGGGGUGCGGGCUCGGGUCGCUCCGGCGCCGGCGUCAUGUCAGACAACGAGGACAAUUUUGAUGGCGAUGACUUUGAUGAUGUGGAGGAGGAUGAAGGACUGGAUGACUUGGAGAAUGCUGAGGAGGAGGGCCAGGAGAAUGUUGAGAUCCUCCCCUCCGGAGAGCGACCGCAGGCCAACCAGAAACGAAUCACCACGCCGUAUAUGACCAAGUAUGAGCGAGCCCGCGUGCUGGGCACCCGAGCCCUCCAGAUUGCGAUGUGUGCCCCGGUGAUGGUGGAACUGGAGGGGGAGACAGAUCCCUUGCUCAUCGCCAUGAAAGAGCUCAAGGCCCGAAAGAUCCCCAUCAUCAUUCGGCGCUACCUGCCAGACGGGAGCUACGAAGACUGGGGGGUGGACGAGCUCAUCAUCACCGACUGAGCUGGAAUCAUCUUCCCAACUGUGCCUCAUCCCCAACGCCUCACAUUCUAUAUAUAUGUAAAUAAUAAACUGUUCAGCCUU